Molecule: messenger RNA, 2567 nt
Organism: Paramacrobiotus metropolitanus
Lineage: Eukaryota; Metazoa; Tardigrada; Eutardigrada; Parachela; Macrobiotidae
Product: RNA polymerase-associated protein RTF1 homolog
Exons: 5
Coding region: 193-1428 (411 amino acids)
Biological process (GO): signaling
Molecular function (GO): DNA binding
Source: RefSeq, a predicted model, not a curated record
UUUGUUUAUGGAACUUUUCGCGUCCUUCGUCGGAAUCUCACUUUUUGUUUUAGGUUUUAGGCAGACUUAUAUUUAUCCGCGGAUUUACGUAAAUCAGUUACAUAAGCGUUCCCGUUUAAUAUGUGUAUUGUUGUUUCUCGUUGAGAAUUAUAAACGUAGCUACUAUUUCAUCUAAUAAGAUUCUAAUUCAACAUGCCACAAGGCAGCGAAAAUCUACGGAUGGCUGGAUUUAAGCCUGAUGGAACAAAAGACGAGCAGAUCAAGUAUUUCCGAGAUCUUGUGGCACAGGAGGUAUCAUUUGAAAAUAGCCUGGCAGAGCAGUGGCAGAAAAAGCUGAAGGAGUCCGGGCCUGGCAGUUCGUCCCCGACCAUUACCGAGGAUGGGGCUGACCAGAUCCACUUGGCAAUCGGACAGUCUCGGCUCUUUCUUGACAAGAAAAUGCAGCAGUUCGUCGGUCUGCUUGAUGAGUGCGAGAUGGGGAAUACAACGACUACCCCGACGGAUUUGGCUGGUUUCUGGGAAAUGCUCUAUAUGGAGUUAAAGAACAUCCAUGAUCGCUUCGAACAUUUGGACGUAUUGGCUGUCAAUGGCUGGAUGACUCUUCCCACCAAAAAGACGGUUUUUGCUGCGGAUACAUCAAGUGGUAGUGAGACAGCGGACGGAGAUCAUGCCAUAUCUGACGAGGAAAGAAAGAACACUAGUUCAUCCACUUCGGACAGUCUCUCGGAUGGCUGUUGUGACUCGGUCGACAAUCAGGAUGUGGAGAGAAAACCAAAUUAUCAGGAAGUUGAAAAAAUUCUUAUCAAGCGAGAUCGCUUGAUUGGUUGGCAGUUUUUCCCAUUUUUCGAAGAUACGGUGAAGGGUUGUUUUGUAAGAGUCUACCAUUCCGUCUUGCAUAAUGUGCCAACGCAUUGUGACACUAUACCGGAGGAGAAUCUGCUUACUGAUGGAUAUUACAAGAUUGGCAAGAUCGUCGGCGUUGGAGAAUCAAAAAAACCGUAUUCCAUCAUACUGACUGAUCCUCCUGUGCCGUUCUAUACCCGAGUUACCCUUAACGUGAAGUUUGGUAAUCAUGAGGAAGAGGUUCUUUUGCGGAAUGUUUCCAACGGCAUAACGAAAGAAUGCGAAUAUACUGCUUUGUUCAACGAACUGGAGCGGUACAAAACGCCCUGGCCCACCAAAACGUUUUUGGAGAAAAAAGAGCAGGAUUUGCAGCGGGCUCUAACUGCGCUGCUGUACCCUACUUCUGCCCAUGUGGCUUACUGUGCAGAACAAUACAAUAAGUUUCCGAGACGGCAUGUUACGAUGAAAGAUGCUGAAAGUGAAUUGUCGAAGUUGAGAGAUGCCGCUGCUUUGACUGGGGAUCAGGAAUCUGCUGCACGAUUUCAGUCAGAAUUGAGCGUGUUAAUUGAGCGAAAGAUGAUUUAGGAUUUGGCUGUGCACACCCCUGAAAACUUUGUGCAAGCAGCCGCGAAAACAGCAGAGAACAAAGGGGAACCCACAGCGGAAGACAAAAAGGGAACAACUGUCCUCACUCACUCACCGCUCUUAGUAAUCCGCUAAUCAAGCCUUAUUGAUUUUGUUUGUUUUCUGUGCGACUUUGUACAGUUGGUAAUUUCUCCAUCGAAUUAACGACUUAAUAGCCAGUGCCCCAUCCCGCAAAUCAAGGCCAGCCAGCAAACCACCCUCUCGCUGAAAUCGAGCCGGCAGAUAAUUUCACCAAGUCCGAGUAUGUCUAACAUCAUUUGCCAUUGGGCAUUGGGCUGCGUAUUUCGAGGAUCAGUAUAUUUAUGAUCCGGAGAGUAACCGCAUAUACCUGGUGGUGCGCGAUGGGCAGAUGGACAAUGUGUCGGCCGCGCUCAUAGCUUCUCCUUUAUUACGCCCGCAGCUGGAGGAACAUGGCAUCGGUUUGGUUUGGGAGUCAAUUGGGACACGUAGUCGAAGUUCCUUUCCCGAAGAUGGGUCGGCGCUUUGCCAGUCUAAAUUCACGGGCGUUAUCCAUAACCCGACUGAAUCGGAAGGAGAAGGCAUUUAAAUUUAAUUUGUCUCACCGUUUUCCCGUCCGGAAGCGUUAUUCUCUGACCUGCCCUUAUCUGUUUUGAUGCCGACGUGUUGUCGUUAAUGUAACCCGCUUUUGUUUUUUCUGGGAUUUUUUCUCCACGUCUGACUUGGAUUGAUUUUUGGCGGUACGUUAGAUUCAUUAAAUAUGUGGGUGCGCUUUCUCUUUGUCCGCAAUAUUCCUGCCUAGCUAGUUAGUUCUUAAUAAUUCUUAAUAUGUCUAGCUAGUUAGUUUGCUGUAUAUCGACGAUGGGUUAUAGCUAGAUUUCUUUUGUCAUUUUGUUUUUAACAUGAUUCUAUGCCUAUUGGUCUGUACUCUGUAGUUUUCUGCGUAGACUGUUGAUAUUGAAAUGUUCACUUCGCUUUUUAGUGAACUUGCACAAUGUGCUUUUUUGCAGAAAGGCGGAUAGUUUUUUAGUGUUUUCCUAUUAUCUUCCAGAUUGUUUGACGCUCGAUAUAUUUUUUGGCUUUCGCUGCUUUACACAGCAGUACGAUUAAUAAAGGUUGCC